Messenger RNA from Rhinichthys klamathensis goyatoka, 1337 nucleotides. RefSeq names its product RNA polymerase III subunit GL b (gene polr3glb). The coding region runs from base 197 to 835 and encodes 212 amino acids. The record is from RefSeq and is a predicted model, not a curated record. Gene Ontology annotation, biological process: transcription by RNA polymerase III. Gene Ontology annotation, cellular component: RNA polymerase III complex. The transcript is spliced from 8 exons. Lineage: Eukaryota; Metazoa; Chordata; Actinopteri; Cypriniformes; Leuciscidae.
GCAGGAACUUUUUCAGCAGCGGGCUAAAACAAAUAUGCAGAUGUUUGGCGGGUGAUUUUACUGCUCUAGAUCAAUAAAAUCCAUGAAUUUACAUGACAAACAACUGCGUUUAAUAUUUACGGAUCAUACAAUAAAUGCUUGGCACAAUGAAAUGAAGUUAUAAAUAAAGAGGGAUUUCGUCGCACUUUUGUCUAUAAUGGCAGGAAGGGGCAGAGGGCAGCUCACUUUCUCUGUGGAGAUUGUUGGAAUCGGUAAAGGAGAAAAUCUCCCUCCGUCCACCGUCCAGCCGACCCCUGUAUUCCCUCCUCUGGAUCAGAAGCCGGUGCCCCUGCAGGCGGGUGAGGAGGCCGAGUACAUGCUGGCACUCAAACAGGAGUUCAGAGGAGCCAUGAAGACACUUCCAUUUUACAUCCGUCCAGCUGCACCCAAGAAAGAUGUGGAGCGUUAUUCUGACAAAUACCAAAAAAACGAAACCACUGACAACAGUUUGGAAUGGAAGCCAGACUGGAGGCGUUUUCCGAAGGAGCUGCGCGUGAGGGAGAAGAGACCGCAGAGAGACAAAAGCCAAGCUGUUCCCAAACAACCCAAACAGCCACGAGUGGACAAAGAGGAGAUCAUACGCAAACUGGAGACUCUAGAGCAGAAAGAGGAAGAAGGGAGCUCUGAUGAAGGGGAGGGAGAGAAAAAGAAGCCAGAGGAGGAAGAAGCUGAGGGAGAGGAGGAGUGUGAUGAAGAGGAAUUCGAGGGCGAAACAGAUUACGUCAUGUCCUACUUUGACAAUGAGGAGGAGUUUGGAGGGGAAAGUGAUGAUAAUAUGGAUGAGGCGAUUUACUGAAGCAGGUGACGGUGGCUCCACAGCACCCUCCUCUGGGCAGUGACUGUCUCUGGACCUGUUCUGGGGUGGAUCAUUAUGUUUGGCAGCUAAUGUUGAAAUCUGUAUGCAGUGGACUUCCUCUCCUCCAAUCGGUUGGCAAGGUGUUUGAUUGCUGACGAAGAGCUUCUGAAUCUGAGGGCCACGGUUGGAGGACACAGAGAAAGACACUGAAAGAAAAACUUCUCUUUUAAUGCAGCUAUACGUUUUUAGAGCUUUGUAAAUGAUUAUUCUUGUGUCAUUUUUUAAAAUCUUAUCUAUAAACAUGUAUGUUUUAGUCUAAGUUUUAGACAGCUGUAUUUGUCUGAAUAGCUUUUAUACAUCUUAGAUUUUGGAUAAACACCAGUAAAUGUAGAUUGUUUAUUUUGUAUGAUAAUUAAGUAAUGUUUUAUAAAGUCUUAAGUCAAGUGGUUGUAAAUAUUCAUGUUAUUGCCAUUUUAUGUGAUAAAGUCACACUGUGUUUUAA